Messenger RNA from Amborella trichopoda, 918 nucleotides. NCBI's taxonomy places the organism in Eukaryota, Viridiplantae, Streptophyta, Magnoliopsida, Amborellales, Amborellaceae. The record is from RefSeq and is a predicted model, not a curated record.
AUGCCCAAUAUCCGUCUAAGGGACUUACCCUCCUUCAUCUGGACAACCAAUCUUAAUGAUCCCAUGUUACAGGUUUGUACAAUCGAAAGCCCUAAAACUCUCAAGUCUUCGGCUAUCAUUCUCAACACAUUCAAAGAUUUAGAUAAACAUGUUCUUGAUGCCAUGAGAGAAAGAAUCGGUCGCCCAAUCUACACAAUUGGCCCGGUUGCAAGCUUUAGCCAAUUUGAAUCCAAUGACCGUUUAAAGUCGGUUUCAAUGAGUCUUUGGAAUGAAGAGGACACUUGUGUAGAAUGGCUCAAUGACAAGAAACCUAAGUCAGUUGUGUAUGUGAAUUUUGGCAGUGUGACAGUUGCAACACCCAAUCAACUCAACGAAUUCGCUUGGGGUCUUGUAAAUAGCCAAAGGCCUUUCAUAUGGGUCAUUCGUGAAGAUCUCGUAUUCGGAAAAUCGGCAACAUUAGAAAAAACAUUUGUCGAAGAAACCAAAGAAAGAGGGCUAAUCCUAAGUUGGUGUAACCAGAUUAAAGUCUUGUCACACCCUGCAGUUGGGUGCUUCCUAACUCACAGUGGAUAGAAUUCGACAAUUGAGAGCAUUAGCAAUGGUGUGCCAAUGAUAUGUUGGCCCUUCUUUGGUGAUCGUCCAACAAUUUGCAGGUAUGUUUGCAAGGAAUGGGGCAUUGGGAUGGAAAUAAACAAUGAUGUUAAGAGGGAGGAGGUGAAAACAUUGGUGAGGGAGUUGAUGGAAGGAGAAAAGGGUAAAGAGAUGCAGUUAAAGGCCAAGAAAUGGAAAGAGAUCUCAAAAACUGUUGUUCAAUUAGGAGGCAGCUCUUACAAUAACUUAGAGGCUUAUAAAGCAAGUGCUUCCAGAGAAACGCUGAUCAAAUCUACUUGUUCACACAUAUACUUGUUUAAUGUAUAA